This is a messenger RNA of Geodia barretti, 384 nucleotides long. NCBI's taxonomy places the organism in Eukaryota, Metazoa, Porifera, Demospongiae, Tetractinellida, Geodiidae. The record is from the annotation of a GenBank genome assembly.
AGAAGCUCCUGGCUUUGUUUUCGCUGAUGCUGGGGGGAGAGAAGAUAGUCGAGUGUGUCCCCAACUCUCCGAGGGCCGGCGUGCCGACGAUGGUGGAGGCUAUAGCGGCUGCAGUCAGGGAACGGAAGGAUGCUCCUGCUCGACGUAGCCCCGGGGACUCCACUAAACGGACAGUCUACACGUUUGUCGGACGUCCGGAAUCAGUGCUGGAGGGAGCGCUUGCCGCCGCGCGCGUCGCCUUCAAGCUCAUUGAUAUGACCAAACAAAAGGGUGAACAUCCAAGACUCGGUGCUCUAGACGUCUGUCCCUUCAUCCCCGUUGCCACGUUACCAUGGAGGAAUGUGCCGGAGUUGUCACGGAGAUGAGCGGGUGUCGCCUGCAACG